CUCUGGAUGAGGGAUAACGUUAGCUAACUGGCCUAGCUAACCAGCUAACGUUAGCGCAGUUCAGUAGGCUAGCUAAGUUAACGCUAGCUGACCAGACAGGCUAUAGACAACUUUCACCGACUAUCAAGCUGACCAAAACCACAGGCACCUGCAAUCAAUAUGAAUGUAGUUGAGUUCCUGGUGUCCCUGCUGGAUGUGCAUAAACAACAGCUGAAAGCACUGACCAGACAGGGGGAGAUCCAGGAAAAGGUCCUCAGCCAGCUGGUCAAGGAUGGUUUAACCAAAACCCUUGACCGGUCUUCACCGCAGGAUGAAGAGGAACAGAGAAGGCCUGGGAUGACAACAGGGAGAGAUAAAGACCCAGAGGACUGGGUUGCUAGGCUGGCUGGGCUGCUGCAAGAGGAGACACAGAAGAAGAGUCAACCGAUCAGACCCCAGGGGUUGACUAAUGCCUCCCAGACCAGGGUACAGGGACAGAUGUGGACUGUGGAGGACAAGAGCAGGCAGGACUUCCUGUCCCUGAGGUACGACACCCAGAAGGGAGCCAGAGAGCUGGGGCAGAGGCUUGACUCAGCUGCUAAGCACUGGCUUAGGCCUGACCUAAGGACUGCUGCACAAGUAGAACAGUGUGUUGCCAUGGAGCAGUUUCUGUCCCUAUUGCCAAAGGAGGCUGGUGCCUGGGUGCAGAAGCAGCAGCCCAGGGAUAUGGAGGAAGCAAUCAGCAUGGCUGAGCAGCGGCUUGGGUCUGGGGUCUUCACCGUCUCCUCGCCUGCCCCUACACAGACUGACACAGCACAGAGCUCAACAGAGGCACAUGAACAAGGGAGUGUCAAGAUGCAGAGCACCAGUGAUCAGCCAGAUGCUUUGACCAAGUCAUUUCUCAACCAGCUGGAGACAGUUAAACUGGAGUCUGUCCAUUUCAGCCUGGAGAUUCCUGACGUGGGGAUGACCAGCUAUCAGGAGGAGCAGGACGAGCAUAAGAGGGUCCCAGAGGAAGGGUCCAUCUUUGUGUGUAAGCAGGAAGUGGAAGAUCCUGACUGGCAUCAGGAGAGUGCUCCUCCAGAGCCCAUCCAAAUGUCUGUGAGAACAACAGAACAUGAAAGCAUGUCUGUGGACACACCUUACAUCUUCCUUCCCAGAAACAACCCUCUCUCCUCCACCAUGUACACGCAUCCAACACCCACAGUGUCCAGUCAGAUCCCCUCCCCACAGUCACCCCCACCCCUAGCUCCUGAUGCCUAUCAUCCACAUGUCCAGGACAGCCCAGUGAUAGACGGACUGCGGAGUAAUGCUUCUAGUGACGAGACUGAGCUUACUGCCAGGUACACAAGGCUAAUCUCUGAAGAUGGACAGUUGACCUGGGGGACCCUCUCGGGUGUUCCUUCACCCUCCUUCCACACUCGCCAGCCAUCACCCUCGCCCUCCCAUCAGUGCCCAGACUGUGGCUGCUGCUUCGCCCAGCAGAGGAACCUGGAGGAGCACAGGAACAUUCACACGGGAGCGAGGCCCUUCGUCUGUGGGGUGUGUGGGAAGGCCUUCUGCCACCGCCGCACCCUCAACAAACACACACGCAUCCACUCCUGGGAGAGACCCUUUCAAUGUACUGACUGUGGACAGACCUUCAAACUCAAAGACACCAUGAAGAGGCACCAGGUUUCCCACAGCAAGCCAGGGCCAGGGGCACGUCACCUCUCUCACUCACGCUGAUACUCUAACUAUCAGCACUUCACCUGGCUGGGAGGAGGCCUCAUGAGAAUUGACACACAACAAUGACUUGAAGUAGGACUGGUCAGGUGGCUUUCUCUGUAAAUGUCCUACGUAGGCAGAUGUAUUUGUGAGAACUACCAGUGUUUUCUGUUGGCGUGUUCCAUAAACAGAGGACACUGCUUUGGGUUUCACAGGUGAACUGGUUGGUGGAACAUCGCUCCCAUGUUUCCAUGUAAACAAGCUCAAAUUACUUGUUCUUUAUUUAUAAUUUUUUUGUAGAUGCCCUUGAUCCAAGAUAUAGGUAUUUCAUGCAUUUUGAUAUUGUGAUAGUUAAUCUUUAAUUAUUUGUUUGUGAUCAUGGUAGUACUUAUUUUCAGAACAGAGAUCAGAAAACAUUGUGUGACAGUGUACUGUAUUUAUUUUUAGAAUCAAUAUGUUUUAUGCAUGAUGUAUGUACAGUACCAGUCAAAAGCUUGGACACCUUCAUUCAAGGGUUUUUCUUUAUUUGACUAUUUUCUACAUAGUAGCAUAAU
Oncorhynchus mykiss (rainbow trout) is the source of this 2240-nucleotide messenger RNA. RefSeq lists its product as uncharacterized. Gene Ontology annotation, cellular component: nucleus. Gene Ontology annotation, biological process: regulation of gene expression. NCBI's taxonomy places the organism in Eukaryota, Metazoa, Chordata, Actinopteri, Salmoniformes, Salmonidae. The record is from RefSeq and is a predicted model, not a curated record.